Molecule: messenger RNA, 2364 nt
Organism: Melanaphis sacchari
Lineage: Eukaryota; Metazoa; Arthropoda; Insecta; Hemiptera; Aphididae
Product: D(4) dopamine receptor-like
Exons: 9
Coding region: 313-1632 (439 amino acids)
Biological process (GO): G protein-coupled receptor signaling pathway
Cellular component (GO): membrane
Molecular function (GO): G protein-coupled receptor activity
Source: RefSeq, a predicted model, not a curated record
CAGCGUUUUGCGCGGUUUGGGCGCCAGUUCGCCGGCAUCGCUCGCACGUUUUCGCUGUUUCUUCUGAUAGAUCCCUGAAUUUUCUGGAGUAAAAAGGAAAAAUAUUCCCUAGAGAAAGGGGGCCUAUUGCGCUCAUUCAAACAUCACUGGAUAUUGGUAACUAUGGUAACUACCGUCGAACUAGACGGAUAACCAACACAAAGGGUAGGUACAAGGUAUAGUUUGAAGUUAUGUAAAGGGGAAUCAUCGAUGCAGGAUAUCGACUAGUUAAAAUGCCGAAUACUACCAUCCACUGGUCACGGAUGAAUCAUUAUGCACGUUGACCAGGACUGGCACAAUGUGGUAAAAAUUACGUGCGUUGGGUUUUUAGCCGUACUUGGAGCUUUUUUAAAUAUUGUUGUACUAGUUAUGUUCUACAAGAAGCCUUCACUCAGAUCUCCAUCAAACAGAUUCGUCGGUAGUCUAAUUGCUUCUGAUUUGCUGUCAUCUACCGUCCUUGGUCCUUUACUGGUAUCCGGUGUAAAGACCAUCAAUAAAGCCCUUACCGUGUUCGUCGCAACAUCUACAAUAUUUUCAAUAUUAGUUAUUGCAAUGGACAGAUACACAGCAGUUCUUAGUCCUCUUCAUUACGCUACAAAUGUUACUAGGCAAAAAAGUGUUCUAGUCAUAGGUACGGUUUGGAGCAUAUCAGCUGCGUUGACAUCACCAAUGUUAUUUAAGGACUUGUUAAUAUAUGAAAAGUUUCCUGAGGCGAUGAUGGAAAAAACACAUGGUUUGGUGUUGCUAGUGAUCGCAUUUUUAGUUCCUUGUGCUGCUCUUAUUUUGGUGUACUUUAAAAUGUACGUGGCAGCUCACAGGAACAGUCUACGGACGCGCAAGCACAGCGUGUGCAUAGAACCAGACCUGUCGCGGCGCAACUCGAACGCCAUUUUCUCGGCGCUGUUGUUCCGGGAGGAGAGCCGGGCCAUGAAAACGUCCAUGAUGGUGCUGUCCACAUUCCUGUUCAGCUGGACGCCGCUGUUCGUGCACGUGUCCAUUGCCCAGUUGCCGGACGAGGUGGUGUACACGUGCGCCCUGUCCGCGGCCACGCUCAACCCGCUCGUGUACGUGUUCCGAAACGACGCGUUCCGCAAAGAGAUGCUGCGCGUGGUGUGCAGCCGCAAACGGUUGCGCGAGUCGGCCGCGGCCAAGGCGUCGUCCGCCGGCCACCAGCAAAAUCGGCUGACGACGGCCCACCAGUCGGACAGCGUGUCGGUGCACAGUUUUCGCAUGUCGUCCGUCGAGUGCCAACACUCGUUCGACUCGGUCACGCCGCCGCCCGCCGACUUCGUCGCCACGUACAACCCGAUAAACGGAUCAGAGCGGUGUACACGUUACGAGAGUGUUACAUUCCGAUUGGCCCAACGUCGUUGCCAAUACUGCAGUAGACAGAGUUCGGACUCAUCACUGAGCAGUAAUUAUCCAUUGUUGAUCAACAAAAACCGUUCAUCAAGCGAACCAAACACGCCAAAACAUCACAACAACAACGAAAACAGAAUCGUCAUGUUUAAGGUAUCGGAAGUGGAAACCAAAAGAAACAAACUGCAAAGGAUGAUGGCGAUAGACAACGAUUGUCCAUCGACUCGAGUCUAAUAAUGAUAUGCCAAUGAAACACAAGCCAGACCUUAACUGAUCCUAUCACGCCGCCGGCGAUAUAUAGGCACUCGUCAACGUCAACAUUCGUCGAAGGAUAUACGUAGUCUAUAGAGUAAUGUUUGAAUAUUUUUUGCAUUAUAUAAUAUUAUCAUUAUUAUGUUCCAUAUUGGAAUCUGGAUAAAUCAAAUUAUAUGAACAUGUGGUAAACUUCCUCCUUCUCCCCACACAGUUGCCAAAGAAAAAAAAAUAUUAAUUUAGUGUUAAAUGUCAAUUCACAUGAUGGAAUAAUGUUAGUUAUUGGAAAACAUCUGAUUACUUGAAUGUAUAAAAUAUAUUAAAUUAUAUAUUAUAUAUGUAUAAAUAUAUUAUACAGAUAAGACUGCAAUUGUUGUGAUCUAUAGUCCAUAUAAUAAAUGUAUGUUCAUUUGUACACGUGCCGUAACGAAAUGAUUCACUGCUAUUAAUAAACCAAUUUUUUAUGUACCUACUGGAUGACUUUUUUUCUCACAGCGAAAUCCGCUUUAACCUAAUCUCUAUAUAAUAACGGAAUAAUUAAGUUUUGUUUUUCGUCUUCAAAACAAUUUGCUUUGUAUGUAUUGGAUGAAUAAAUGUCUUACUUUGUGGAUAUUACGAAAACCAUUCGAAUCGGCAUCCUUGGCUUUUGGUUUUAUUUAAAAUGUAAAUCUAGACGACUAAACCAUGACAUAUUAAUAUGUAUUUAUUGAGUAC